Messenger RNA from Drosophila biarmipes, 1378 nucleotides. RefSeq lists its product as uncharacterized. NCBI's taxonomy places the organism in Eukaryota, Metazoa, Arthropoda, Insecta, Diptera, Drosophilidae. The record is from RefSeq and is a predicted model, not a curated record. The transcript has 2 exons. Bases 27 to 1280 code for a protein of 417 amino acids.
CCGAAAAUCAGUAGAAUCUCAACAUAAUGCCUGAGGAAACCACACAUAAGGCGCCCGCGUGGCUGACCGAGGAAUACGUGGAGAAGAAGUUAAGAGUCUACUUCAAGAACGACAGCCUGAAUGUGGAGAAUCUGGACAUCAAGCCGGCGACAGCGAAUGGAGAGAACUACGCGAGUGUGAUGACGCGAAUUAAAGUGGAGUACACCACAAAGGACUCCAAGGACAAGCAGAGUACAACGUUCCUAUUGAAAACCACGUUUGCCGACAAGGAUCCGGCGGCCCAUUUGCUCUUCAACUACGGAAUCUACACCAGGGAGAUAGACAUGUACGAGCAGAUCCUGCCCCGACUGGCAGACAUAGUGAGGGACGAGCUCCACGACUCCCGGAAACUGUUUGCGGCUACCGUGAAUGUGGACCGGGAGCGGAACUCGAUCAUGUUCGAGGACCUUUCCCUGGAGAAGUAUAAAGUGGCUUGCCGUGUGAAGAAACUGGACCUGGAGCACACCCAUCUGGUCCUGGAGAAACUGGCCGACUUCCAUGCAGCCGGAGCAGUUCUAGCCGAGCGCCAGCGUGGUAUCUUUGAGAAAAACUAUGAUAGGGGAUUUUUCAACAAACAUGUUCGCGGCUACGAACCCAUCAUGAGGAAUAUUUUGAAAGCCCUGUCACGCACCCUUGAGCUGAAUCAGGAUCUGAAGGAACGUUACCAGGAAAAGAUCGAUGGGCUCAUCGACAACGUAAUGGAGUACGGCGAGCGAUCGACGACUAUUAAUCCAGGGGACUUUGUUACCCUGGCUCAUGGAGAUAUUUGGACCACCAACGUUAUGUUCCAAUACGACGACGAAGGUCAUCCCACGAAUGCCAUCUUCAUCGACUUCCAGUUCAGUGUAUGGAACUCGCCGGCCAUCGACCUGCACUAUUUCUUUUCGACUUCGAUCCACGAGAAUCUUCGACUGCAAAAUCAGACAGAGCUGGUCCAGUUCUAUUAUUAUAAGCUGGUGAAGGCCCUGCAAAAGGUGAACUAUUCGGGCAAGGUUCCCAGCUUGUUUGAGUUCCAACUGCAGUUCAGGGCCAAAGCCUUCUAUGCUGCAUUUUCAUCACUGAUCUUUGAGCCCACCAUGGUGUAUAAUGGCAAGGAAGAGCCGUCCAUAGAGAGCUUUAUGACCGCUGACGAGAAGGGAGUGCGGUUGAGGGAUGCACUUUAUCAGACAGAAGAAAACCAAAAGAAACUGCUUUUGACGCUGCCGUUCCUCGAUCAGUGGGGAUUGCUGGACGAAAUGUAAAGUGUGUGUUAUACACUUAUAAAUGUUUUUAAGUUUUUUUUACUGAUUAUGUUUGUUUUUAUUUUGAACGAGAAUAAAUAAAAAUAGUUUCAAUUGGG